Salmo salar (Atlantic salmon) is the source of this 521-nucleotide messenger RNA. The record is from RefSeq and is a predicted model, not a curated record. NCBI's taxonomy places the organism in Eukaryota, Metazoa, Chordata, Actinopteri, Salmoniformes, Salmonidae.
CAUGGGCCUGUAGGCAAGGACAAGGCGGUGGUCAGGGCCUUCUGGGCCAAGGUGUCCGGCAAGGCUGAGGACGUCGGAUGCGAUGCUCUGUCUAGAAUCCUUGUGGUGUACCCCCAGACCAAGACAUACUUCUCUCACUGGCCGGACCUGAGCCCCGGUUCUUCCCUGGUCAGGAAGCAUGGUAAGACCAUCAUGGGAGGCGUCGGUGAAGCCGUGGCCAAGAUCGACGACCUCACCGCAGGUCUCCUCACCCUCAGCGAGCUGCACGCCUUCCAGCUGCGGAUAGAUCCAGCCAACUUCAAGAUCCUGUCCCACAACAUAUUGGUGGUGCUGGCCAUUUUGUUCGGCGACUUCACCCCAGAGGUUCAUGUGUCCGUGGACAAGUUCCUGGCCGCCCUGGCCCUGGCUCUGGCCGAAAAGUACAGAUAAACCAUGGGGCAUCAUCAGACCAGACAUAUGGCAGCAUGUGCUCGAUGAUCUGUCUUGUUCUAAAUUAUGAAUAAAUGUUCAAACGCACAUAA